UGGUGAGGUAGGACGACAUAUUGGCUGUGACUUGUUCGCACAUACAAGGUUAUUCUCGUCAUUGGAAAUGGCUCUGGCCGCUCAGAAAGCUCUGUUAGAUGAGCUAAUGGGUAAAAACAGAAAUGCUUGUAAUGGUGAGAGCUCUGGUGGUCCACAUUGGUCUGACGAUGAUGUAUGCAAGUUUUAUUUGUGUGGGUUUUGUCCUCAUGAUUUAUUUGUCAAUACAAAGACGGAUUUGGGUCAGUGUCCUAAAUCUCAUGAUGAGCGCAUGAGAGAAUCGUAUAAAAAGAGUUCUCGUUUUGGAAAGAUGGGGUACGAGCAAGAUUUUGUUCACUAUCUUACCCAGCUUUUGGAGGAUGUUGAAAAAAGAAUUCGGCGAGGACAUGAGCGAUUGGCAGUCAAUAAAUGUGUUAACAAUCCAGACCCGAUCGGAGCCAGUGAAAAGAAAGAAAAAAUUGCUGCGCUCACCAAAAGAAUUAAUGACCUGGUGAAACAAGCUGAGGAAUUGGGAACUGAAGGAAAGGUUGAUCAAGCACAGGGAGUUCUUAAAUUGUGUGAACAGCUAAAAUUUGAGCGAUCACAGCUCGAGGGUGACGCGCGUCCUGGAAUGACUCAGACUAAAGAGUUGGAAGUCUGUGAGAUUUGUGGAGCCUUCAGAAUCAAAGACGAUGCACCUCAACGAGUUGAAGAGCAUUUGUCUGGUAAAAUGCACCUUGGCUACGCGAAAAUUCGUGACUAUUUAAGACAAUACAGUGAGAAGCAUUCGAAUUCCUCUUCUCGUUAUGGACGACGGGAUAAACGAUCUCCAGCUGAUCGCUCUCCUAUUUCUCGGGAUCGUGAUCGUCGUCGCAGCCGUGGUAGGAGUGUAGAGCGAAAGUACGUUCUUUUUUCUAAACGUAAGCUGUGGUUAGUAGUAUCACAGUUCCCCGAUGAAUUAAUGUGAUUCGAUUGGAAUAAUUUAAAAAGGUACUUAUUGCAGAUUUUAAUUCCGCUUAUUAGGUAAUUUUGGAGUCAUCGUCUAUUGCGGAGGCAAUCGAUUCCACAAGGUAUAUUUACUUUUAAAGCCCAAAGUAGUUUAUUUAAAAUAGAUUGUAAAGUUCGAUUAAGAUAUACGCAAGGUGAAUUUUUAGGUAUUUUUCACUAUUAUCUCUAAUUGUUUUUGUCCAUUUUUCAGUUGCUAUUUUGUUCUUGUUUAUUUUCUCAGUUCUCAUCUACACUCCAAUGCUUCCCGACAUGGUCGCCACGAAAGUGGUGGCAGUCGGUUUAGAUCCAGACAUGAUUUUCGGGAUGAAAGGCGGAGAUUUGGUAGAUCUAGAUCCAGUUCACGUUCGCGAAAACUCUACGAUCGUCACCGUUACGACCACUCAUCCUCUUCAAAGUCCACGAAGCGCAAUACUUCACCAUUCAGUGCCGCCCGACGUCCUCCCGAGGGUGCUGAAGAUUACUAACUUCUCAGUCCAACCUAUUUGUUAGAACAUUGUACAUAUAUUUCAGAUAAGUUUUCUGUUUACGCGAUAAUAAGACCUUAAUUCAUGUUUGUUUCCACUUAGCAUUGAUUUGUCAAAUACAGAAAUUAAUGCAA
This is a messenger RNA of Schistosoma margrebowiei, 1582 nucleotides long. The record is from the annotation of a GenBank genome assembly. NCBI's taxonomy places the organism in Eukaryota, Metazoa, Platyhelminthes, Trematoda, Strigeidida, Schistosomatidae.